UCACUCGUAUAACCCCUCCCGUCUGCUUCGUCGCCAUCUCCCUCUCUGUUACAAAGGCGUUAAGUAGAGAAUAGUUCUCCAAACUCCAAAUGGAAGCUAAAACCAUGGCAAUGUCUCUCGCUAGUAACCGCUCGUUGAUCUUCCCGACUUAUCCUCGCUCUUCCUUCGUUCCUACUUCUCGUUUCUCCCGCCUCCCGCUGAAGCGUGCUUGUAUAGGCGUCGAUGGCUUCCGUGGAUCGGCUCUGACUCGGUGGAAUCCGAUUGUUUCGAAUCGCCGACGACUCGUCCCUGUUCGUGCAACUAACUCGGAAGGAUCUCUAGGUUUAGAGAAGGUUAAGGAAUACGAAGAAUGGGAUUCAUGGACGGCCAAGUUCUCCGGCGGAGCGAAUAUUCCGUUUCUGAUGCUGCAAUUGCCGCAGAUCAUCCUCAAUGCUCAGAAUCUUAUGGCGGGAAACAACACCGCACUUUCGGCUGUCCCAUGGCUGGGGAUGUUGACUGGUUUGUUAGGAAACCUUUCGUUGCUUUCUUAUUUCGCAAAGAAGAGAGAAAAAGAAGCUGCUAUUGUGCAAACACUCGGAGUCAUCUCCACUCACGUUGUCCUUUCCCAGCUCACCGUGGCUGGAGCUAUGCCUUUGCCGUUUUUUGUUGCUGCUUCAGCUGUUGUUACCCUUGGUAUUAUAUUGAACGCUUUGUUCUAUUUUGGUAAGCUUAGUACGACUCUGUGGCGACUGUGGGAAGAUUUUAUCACUGUUGGUGGACUCUGUGUUCUACCUCAAGUCAUGUGGUCUACUUUUGUCCCUCUUGUACCAAACAGUAUCUUGCCUGGGACAACUGCUUUUGUUAUUGCUGUAGCCGCUGUGUUUAUGGCUCGAACCGGCAAACUCUCAGAGGAAGGUGUUAAAUUUGUCGAGUCUUUAUCUGGAUGGACAGCGACACUUAUGUUCAUGUGGAUGCCAGUUUCCCAAAUGUGGACAAAUUUCCUAAGUCCAGACAACAUAAAAGGCUUAUCGCCAAUCACAAUGUUGCUUUCGAUGAUGGGGAACGGGCUUAUGCUUCCAAGAGCAUUAUUUAUCCGUGAUUUGAUGUGGUUUACUGGUUCAAUAUGGGCAACUCUCUUUUAUGGAUAUGGAAACAUUCUGUGCUUAUACCUGUCUAACUGCACGAGCAAGUCAUUUUUUGCAGCAUCCACAAUUGGUUUGAUCUCAUGGAUAGGACUUGCUUUAUGGAGAGAUUCAGCAGCCCAUGGUCACAGCUCUCCGUUUAGAUCAUUGAAGGAGUUGGUGUUUGGGUCAUAACUCAAUAGAAGCUUAAACACCGUUGGUUUGCUUCAAGCAAGUACACAGAGGGAGGAUUACUUGAUUGUAUCAAGGAGACCAAGCCAUGUAUUUUAUUUAUGUUAUUUGUAUUUGUCCCAAGCUCCUAUAUAAAACGCAUAUUUAGUGCCACUUCAUUACUUAAGCUUAAUCACACUAAACCAUAUAAAUUUGUUAAUUCCUCCCUACUCCUACGAUAUUUUAUGUUAUGAAGAAUAAAAACU
Messenger RNA from Brassica oleracea var. oleracea, 1537 nucleotides. Its product is annotated as maltose excess protein 1, chloroplastic-like. The coding region runs from base 90 to 1295 and encodes 401 amino acids. Gene Ontology annotation, cellular component: chloroplast envelope. The transcript is spliced from 9 exons. The record is from RefSeq and is a predicted model, not a curated record. Gene Ontology annotation, molecular function: maltose transmembrane transporter activity. Lineage: Eukaryota; Viridiplantae; Streptophyta; Magnoliopsida; Brassicales; Brassicaceae.